Messenger RNA from Quercus robur (English oak), 2337 nucleotides. Its product is annotated as alanine aminotransferase 1, mitochondrial-like. Gene Ontology annotation, biological process: biosynthetic process. NCBI's taxonomy places the organism in Eukaryota, Viridiplantae, Streptophyta, Magnoliopsida, Fagales, Fagaceae. Gene Ontology annotation, molecular function: L-alanine:2-oxoglutarate transaminase activity; pyridoxal phosphate binding. Bases 856 to 1608 code for a protein of 250 amino acids. The record is from RefSeq and is a predicted model, not a curated record. The transcript has 13 exons.
GGUGUGGUAUAACAAUAGUAUAAAUUCAAGUAUGGGUUGGAUCUAUGAGGUUUUUGGUGGUGCUAUGUUUGUUAUUUUUUGUUUUCCAGUAUUUUAUCUAAGAGUUUGAUGCUGAUUUUGAAAAUUCUAUGUGUAUGUUAAUUAUUGAAAAUCAGCUAUAAUAUAGGUUUCCCCAAUGGAUAUAUUGAUUAUACCAGUGCAGUGUAAAUCUUUGUGUUUCUCAAGCUAUUUAAGCUAAAAUCAAUGCAAUUUUAUUAUCCAUUUUUAUUGGUUUUUUGUGUUAUAGAGUAUAAAUUAAAGUUUUUUGAGUUCCCUAAUUUUGAAAGGACUGGACUAUGUGAUAUCAAGAAGUUGCUACAAAUUUAUAAUUUAUACAUUUGAAACUUGUCUUAAAGAAUACUCUUCUCUGUAGGAAAUUUGGAGUAUACACAAAAGCUUUUGUAGCUGGACUUCCAAAAAUCAUUAACAAUGUCAUAUCUAGCUCAUCUCCUAGUGUUGUUAUCUACGAUUAAUUCACAAAACAAUCUUCAUUUGUUUGUCACACAUGAUUCAGAUCAUAGACAAAGCCUUUUAGAUUUUAAUCAUUUUGCCAACAGAUUAACUUAUACAAUACGGAUAGAUUAUUUAUGACAGAUAAUGAAGAUCAAUCUCAAAUAGAAAAUCCCAUCAGGAAGGUCAAGGAUUCAGCUAAGGAACAAAAUGAGCAUAACCUCUACGCAUUCACUUCCAAAGGAAAGUGAGGAAGAUAAUGCCUCUCAAAAUAUCAUAUAUGCUCUGUUUUAUUGUAGGAAAUAAAAAUGAUAUAUUUUGGGUUAUUCUUAUGUGAUACUAUUGCGGCUGGUAUUGAAGCUCGUGAUGGUUUUCUUAGCCGAUCCAAAUGAUAUCUUCUUGACAGAUGGAGCAAACCCUGCUGUGCAUAUGAUGAUGCAAUUACUGACAAGAUCAGAAAAUGAUAUCUUCUUGACAGAUGGAGCAAACCCUGCUGUGCAUAUGAUGAUGCAAUUACUGAUAAGAUCAGAAAAUGAUGGAUUUCUUUGUCCCAUUCCUCAGUACCCUUUAUACCCUGCUUCAAUUGAUCUCCAUGGUGGCACACUGGCUCCUUACUAUCUCAAUGAAGCAGCAGGAUGGGGAUUGAAAGUCUCUUCACUUAAGAAGCAAUUGGAGGCUGCCAAGUCCCAAGGCAUCAUAGUUAGGGCUUUAAAUGUUAUAAAUCCCAGAAACCCAACAGGUCAGGUUAUUGGUGAGGAGAACCAGCGUGACAUUGUGAAAUUCUGCAGGAAAGAAGGUCUUGUGCUACUGGCAAAUGAGAUCAACAAGACUAUUCUGGUGCUCAUACAUAUGAAAGGAUUGAUGCGGAGGGAUCUUUCCAUACUGAAUGGUUCAAGCUUGCCAAACAGUACAAAACAACUUGAUGGGAAUCUUCCAUCUGAACUUGAGGAGUUCCUGAACAACAAUCAAGGGGUUGAAAUGGUAGUAAAGUUGGGUAGAGAGAAUACUAAUUGUCAAGUGAUUCUGUUACAAAAGAUCAGGGGCCCUAUCCUUCAGCUGAAACCCAAGAAACAACAGUGCCUCGUGACACAGCUGAGUUGGAAAACGUGGAACCUUUGAAGGAUAGUGAGAACAAAGCAGGAAAAUGCAAACGCUAGAGUGAUCAAGUUGGUGUACAAAGCAUGGAAGUGUUAAAAGUAAGAGAUGCCCUCGAAGAAAGAUUGAAACAAGAGGGUAUCCUUAGUUCCAGAGCUUCAAGUCUGAUAAAGCCUAGAAACGUCUGAAGCCAGUUAAUGGAGACGACUUGUGAUGUAUGAUGAUUUUGAUGAUGAUGCUAUAGACGUGGGGGCUACUAGAUUCAGAAUGGUCAUCCAAAGUUCAUUGAGCACAAGUAAACUUUCCCAAAUUGUUUCUGCUAAAACAAAUAAGCCCAAGGUUUCCAAAUGCGCUUGGGGCUUUUAUUUAUCCAAUUUAUGGUCACGGGGAACUACCACAGGCUUUUUGCUGUCGUGCUGCUGUCAAAGGUUGCAUUCAUUUCUUAAUGCAAGGGAAAGUUGGUGGCUAUGCAUCAGUCUUUAAGAAGUACCAGGAGAAGGCAGAAUCCUUUAUGUGAGACUCUUUAAACAUUAGUACAUCCUUUUGCAUUGAAAUAGAAUAAUAUUAAGAUUAGGAUUUUGAUCAUGUAUGGUUCUUGUAUUGAUUCAUUUCUCUUCUUCUUCUUCCUUUUUUUUUCUCCUUUAUCUAGUUAAAAUACUAAGUUCCUUUAUGUUAAUAUGAAAAUGUCUACAUAAACUUCAAGAAUGAAGAAUUUAGUAACUUGGAAAGCUAAUUGAAUUUUGUUUUGAUAUU